Molecule: messenger RNA, 6170 nt
Organism: Acanthochromis polyacanthus (spiny chromis)
Lineage: Eukaryota; Metazoa; Chordata; Actinopteri; Pomacentridae
Gene: kcnt1a
Product: potassium sodium-activated channel subfamily T member 1a
Exons: 30
Coding region: 379-4287 (1302 amino acids)
Biological process (GO): potassium ion transport
Cellular component (GO): membrane
Molecular function (GO): intracellular sodium-activated potassium channel activity
Source: RefSeq, a predicted model, not a curated record
AUCUCUCUCCGCUCAUCAGGAGUUGGGUGAUAAUUCAACAGUUAUGUCAUUAGGUGCCUGAGGAAGGAAAGCUGUCAUGUUCACUGCUGCAGACCUGUCCUCUGCAUCUCCCACAACAUUUCAGCCCCAUUUCUUCCUGUCAGCAGCAUCGACUCAUUUGCAUCUCCCAGUUUGUCUCGUUUGAAGAGUUCUCCAGGCAGCUGUUACUUUACGCGCAGCCUCGAUGUGCGCAGGCUUGCACAAACUCCCAUCCAGCAUGCACCUGGAUAGGUGAGAGUUGCGCACACGCAAACAGGGAGAAAACAUUUCUUUUUUCUUUUUUUAAAGAGCGCGUCUUUCUCUCCGGGACUCCACUCCCUUCUGCCAGAUCUCCCUCCGAUGCAAUUAACCCAGGAAGACGACUUCGUCAAGAGGGACUCCACGCCGACCACCGCAGCUCUCCAGUCCGACGGCAGCGCCGGUUCUCCGGCCAAAAUGUGCAGUGAAUGUUACGUGAAUCAGUCAUUUGUGAACGAUGAUGGAACCGUGAACAACCACAAACCACGCUCUUCUCCAGCUCCCCUUCAGACCAACAGGAACAGCAGCAGCGGGAUCAUCUUGGACAUCUCCACCCUUAAGAUGGAGCAGCUCGAGAGCGAGGUGCCUCCACUGCCGCCCCGCUUCCGCUUCAGAGACCUGCUGCUCGGGGACCAGGGAUUCCCGAAUGAUGACAGGGUGCAGGUGGAGUUUUACGUGAAUGAAAACACCUUCAAGGAGCGCCUGAAGCUGUUCUUCAUCAAAAACCAAAGAUCAAGCCUCAGGAUCCGUGUGUUCAACUUCUGCCUGAAGCUUCUCACCUGUCUGCUGUACAUCAUCAGAGUGAUGACAGAUAAUCCCGGUCAGAGCAACGCCGCUACUCACAGCGCCGGACAGCAGAACGCUCCCAGCGGCAACAACAAAUGUGUCGACUGCCUGUGGAACGGAUCGGUGCAGGACAGAGAAAUAAACUGGGGGUUGAUCUUCUGGGUGGAUAGGAAGGUUCCUGUUUGGGCCAUUCAAGUGAUCGUGGCCAUCAUUAGCUUCCUGGAGACCAUGUUGCUAAUGUAUCUGAGCUACAAGGGGAACAUUUGGGAGCAGAUUUUCCAGGUGUCUUUUCUUCUGGAGAUGAUCAACACGGUUCCCUUCAUCAUUACGAUCUUCUGGCCUUCAAUAAGGAACAUCUUCAUCCCUGUGUUUCUCAACUGCUGGUUGGCUAAAUGUGCUUUGGAGAACAUGAUCAAUGACGUCCACAGAGCGAUCCAGAGGACCAACUCAGCCAUGUUCAACCAGGUCCUCAUUCUCAUCUGCACCCUGCUCUGCCUCGUCUUCACUGGCACAUGUGGGAUUCAGCACCUGGAGCGAGCGGGCAAGAAUCUCUCCCUCUUCAAUUCCUUCUACUUCUGCAUCGUCACCUUCUCCACCGUGGGCUUCGGAGACGUGACUCCUCGCAUCUGGCCGUCCCAGCUGCUGGUAGUCAUCAUGAUCUGUGUGGCUCUGGUGGUGCUGCCUCUGCAGUUUGAGGAGCUCAUUUACCUGUGGAUGGAGAGGCAGAAGUCUGGAGGGAACUACAGCCGCCACAGGGCCCAGACAGAGAAACAUGUAGUCCUGUGUGUCAGCUCACUCAAAAUAGACCUGCUCAUGGAUUUCCUCAAUGAAUUCUACGCACAUCCCAGACUGCAGGAUUACUAUGUGGUGAUCCUGUGUCCGAGUGAAAUGGAUCUGCAGGUUCGAAGGGUGCUGCAGAUCCCUCUGUGGUCUCAGAGAGUCAUCUACCUGCAGGGGUCUGUCCUCAAAGACCAGGAUCUGCUGAGGGCCAAAAUGGAUGAUGCAGAGGCUUGCUUCAUCCUGAGCAGUCGGAACGAGGUGGAUCGCAUGGCUGCGGACCAUCAGACCAUCCUGAGAGCUUGGGCAGUGAAGGACUUCGCUCCAAAUUGUCCUCUUUAUGUCCAGAUACUCAAACCUGAAAAUAAGUUUCAUGUUAAGUUUGCAGAUCAUGUUGUGUGUGAGGAGGAGUUCAAGUACGCCAUGCUGGCUCUCAACUGUGUGUGUCCUGCCACCUCCACCUUGGUCACGCUCCUCGUGCACACUUCCCGUGGACGAGAGGGCCAGCAGUCUCCGGAGCAGUGGCAGAGGAUGUAUGGAUGUUGCUCCGGCAACGAGGUCUACCACAUCCGACUGUGUGACAGCAAGUUCUUUGGAGAGUAUAAUGGCAAAAGCUUCACAUACGCCUCCUUUCAUGCUCACAAGAAGUAUGGAGUGUGUCUGAUCGGUAUAAAGAGGGAGGACAACAAGAGCAUCCUGCUGAACCCUGGUCCUCGACACAUCAUGGCGGCCUCAGACACCUGCUACUACAUCAACAUCACCAAGGAGGAGAACUCAGCCUUCAUCUUCAACCAGGAGGAGAGGAAGGGCCGUCCUGUCGGGGGGCUCCUGGAUGGACCCUGUCAGCUUCCUGUGCACAGCAUCAUCGCCAGCAUGGGCACCGUUGCCAUAGAUCUUCAGAAUACGAGUCCACCUGACCCCUCGAGUGGUAAGCUGAUCCCUCCUACGGUGAACGGAACAGGAGGCCGCCGACCCAGCAUCGCUCCGGUCCAGGAAAUAGCCGACUCCGCUUCAAUCCUGCCGUGUGACCUCCUCAGUGACCAAUCAGAAGAUGACUCCGUCUUCACAGAUGAGAAAGGCCACCCAUCUACUGAGUAUGUGAAAGGUUAUCCCCCUAACUCUCCGUACAUUGGGAGCUCGCCCACUUUGUGCCAUCUGCUGGCUGAAAAAGCCCCGUUUUGCUGCCUACGACUGGACCAGGGCUGCAGGCACAACAGCUUUGAGGAUGCCAAGGCUUACGGUUUUAAAAACAAGCUCAUCAUUGUGUCGGCUGAGACUGCAGGGAAUGGUCUCUAUAACUUUAUAGUGCCUCUAAGAGCUUAUUACAGACCCAGGAAAGAGCUCAACCCUAUUGUCUUGCUGCUGGAUAACCCGCCUGAUAAUCACUUUCUGGAGGCCAUCUGCUCUUUUCCGAUGGUCUACUACAUGGCUGGAUCCAUAGACAACCUGGACAGCCUGCUGCAGUGUGGCAUCAUCUACGCUGAUAAUUUGGUCGUUGUGGAUAAAGAGAGUACAAUGAGUGCCGAGGAGGACUACAUGGCUGAUGCCAAAACCAUUGUCAACGUGCAGACGAUGUUCAGGUUGUUUCCCAGUCUCAGUAUUAUCACAGAGCUUACUCAUCCGUCCAACAUGAGAUUCAUGCAGUUCAGAGCGAAGGACUGCUAUUCUCUGGCUCUCUCCAAGCUGGAGAAGGAGCGAGACAAAGGCUCCAACCUGGCCUUCAUGUUUCGCCUGCCGUUUGCUGCAGGGAGAGUGUUCAGUAUUAGCAUGCUGGACACACUUCUCUACCAGUCUUUUGUGAAGGACUACAUGAUUCUUAUUGCGAGGCUCCUGCUGGGACUGGACACCACUCCUGGAUCAGGAUACCUCUGUGCUAUGAAAGUAACAGAAGAAGAUCUGUGGAUCAGUACUUAUGGCAGAUUGUUCCAGAAGCUCUGUUCCACUAGUGCUGAAAUUCCUAUUGGCAUCUAUCGGACAGAGUCCCACAUUUUCUCUACUUCUGAGUCGCAGGUGUCAGUCAGUGUUGAUGACUGUGAGGACACAAAGGACAGGGGGGACGAGUCUCGCAGCAACGACCAGUCGGAUCACCCCCUCCUGAGGAAGAAGAGUAUGCAGUGGGCUCGGCGUCUGAGUAAGAAGAGCGUGAGGUGGCAAGGGGUGAACCGGGACUCCAGCAAAGACCACGCCCAGCGCAUCGCUCAGCAGCGCCUCAACCUCUACAGACGCUCUGAGAGGGAGGAGCUGUCCGAGCUGGUCCGCAACCGCAUGAGACACCUGGGCCUCCCCACAUCUGGAUAUGAAGACCUGUCGAAUCUGACCGCCUGCGACGUCAUGAACAGAGUCAACCUGGGCUACCUGCAAGGUAAUCAAGUUGUGAUCCUGAGCCAGGUACACGUUAAAUCAUCACACCAUCACACACACAUGACUGUCCUGUUUUCAGAUUGUGGUGGUGUUUCUGUUUCAGAUGAGCAGAACGAUCACCAAAACACUCUUUCUUACGUCCUGAUUAAUCCUUCUCCUGACACCAGGCUGGAGCUCAAUGACAUUGUCUACUUGAUUCGCUCGGACCCUCUGGCUCACGUCCCCGAGGAGCCUCCUGUUCGCAGCAGCAGCCUCAAAGAGCGACGCGAGUCCAGCAUAGACACCAGAGAGGACACCCAGCUCUGAUAGCAUACUGGCCUUCACUGGUGCGCUCCUUCUUAGUCGCCCCCCUCCUCCUCCUCCUCCCUCACACACCGUUUGGCUUUCAUGGGGGGGUCUGGUUGCAGGUUCGGUCUGAAAGAGGACAAUUUGUGCUCAAAUGUCUCAGUACUGCAGUCUGCCACUGUAUUAUAUGAGUGCCUACUGUUUGUCAGAUGACAUUUGAUGUCAUCUGUGACAUUUUCAUCCUCUCGCCACAGACACUGUAUGUAAGAAUAGUGCAUUCAUUUUCGUGAGAGCUCUUUCAGAUGAGCAGUCAGGGACAGGCUUGUUAGCAAAUGACUCCAGCAAACUGAAUGAGGAAUCACAGAAAUCACCCUUUUAAGUGUCAUUGUCAAUGACAGCUUGUGAAUUUUGCGAAGUUCAAGCUGCGAUUUUAGGAUACAGAGGUUGGUGUUCCAGGAUUUAUCCAUCCUUUUUCUGCUUUUAGGGAUCAUCUGAAAUCAGGUGCACAUUCUAAAUUUCCCUCUGCUGCACAAUUACCUAUUUACUACCAAUUACAUCACAUCAAACAUCACUUUCAGCACAAUGUGACUUCAAUGAAUUAUGUGCAUUAAAGCUUUUUAAGCUUAUUUUUUUGUAGCUGAAUCAUAGAAGUAGUUUUUCCAGUGGUGUAGAGGUCUUUAUUAGUAAGUUAUGUACAGACAGUGAUGGUUAUUUAUAUGUUCGCUGCAGUGCAUUUCUUAGGGUCAAUGAGAUUUUAGCACUACAAGAGUGUAGUUUAACCCUUUAAGCAGGACAUGCCAUAUAUUCAAUAUUGUGCCAUAAAGGAUUUAUUUGAUUUGUACUAUAUUAGUAAUCAGAGAACAACGUUUUACUUUCAGCACUGCUCAGUGAAAGAAUUUGCUUAAUAAUUUCCAUUUGUGGUUGUUUGAGCGAGGUCUGUAUCUUUAAAGAACUUUUGAACUCAUAUAUAUUUGAAUGUUGAACAUAUUUGUACUUGAGUCUCAUUUUAUUUGCACAUUAAAGUGCUAUUUUAUGAAGAAAUAAACAUAUUGAAACUAUUUUUAGUUUUGAGAAAGAACUUUUAGCUUAGCUACGUGUCUUUAAUCCAGGUUAAAGACAUCUGCUACGCUGGCUUUAAAGAAACAGUUACACAUUUUUGAAUUUGCAGAGCUGUAGAGAUCUUUUUAAAGAUGGAUGCAGCUUGCAGUUUUUUGUGCAUUAAAUUUUAAGAUGAAAAGAUUAAAAAAAAUCAACCACAACACCUCUAAUUAAUUAGCAUACUACAUGUAGUGUAUUUAAUAUUUCCAGAAAGUGUAAAAAUGGUAGGUAUUUGUCAGCUGUUUGCCUCCAUAUUUUACAAACCACUAUUUAGUCCUUCAUGCAUAGUUUAAGCGGUUUGGUAUUAAAUAUAUCGAAGGUGAUUUUUCUUGAUCCUGUCAGUCAAUUAUGAGAUUACAAAAAGGCUUUUAAUAGACACAUGGUGCACUCACUUGUAAAAAAAGAGUGGAAUUGAAUUAAAAUGAUAAACUUCUAUUAAUUUUGAGAGCUAUAUUUGUAUGAUACAAACAGACAGGUCAGAUAAAUGAGGGAUUUGUUACACUUGUAAAUAAACUCUAGAUGCAGGUGUUAACACACCAGGGGGUGCUGCAGAAAGGUCUUAAUAACUUUUACUGAUUUUACGAGAAUUGCUUAUAAACAUCAUUUUGAACUAAUGCUGUUUUUAGACAUGAUUCCAGUAGGAUCGUUGGACCAUUCUGGAGUCUAACUUUGCUGAGAAGGAAAACUUAAUGCAGAUUUUUUUUCUGUGAAUGACUUUUUUUGUCACAGAAAGAGCUGAAUACUAUGUUAUAUCAAACUUAUCUUAUAUAAUGAAAAUACAAUAAAAAUCUACGUAUUUGAAGGAA